Achroia grisella is the source of this 1561-nucleotide messenger RNA. RefSeq names its product cytoplasmic tRNA 2-thiolation protein 1 (gene Ctu1). The coding region runs from base 124 to 1539 and encodes 471 amino acids. Gene Ontology annotation, biological process: tRNA wobble position uridine thiolation. NCBI's taxonomy places the organism in Eukaryota, Metazoa, Arthropoda, Insecta, Lepidoptera, Pyralidae. The record is from RefSeq and is a predicted model, not a curated record. The transcript is spliced from 4 exons. Gene Ontology annotation, molecular function: tRNA binding. Gene Ontology annotation, cellular component: cytosolic tRNA wobble base thiouridylase complex; mitochondrion.
CACAGUCAUAUUUCAUGUUGUGAAUAAUAUGAUAUAUAAUAGAAUAUUUUAUUUAUAAUUUAAUGAAAUCACUAUUAAAAAACAUUUAAAAGAAGUUAAAAUAACACAUAGCCUGCCCGUACAAUGCCUGUAUCUUGUAGAGCAAAUUGUGGGAAAAAUGCUGUAUUAAAAAGGCCAAAAACGGGUGAUGCUCUUUGCAAGGAAUGUUUUUAUUGGGCAUUUGAAUCUGAAAUACACUACACAAUUACAAAAGGAGAGCUAUUUAACAGGGGAGAUUCAGUAGCUGUAGCUGCAUCUGGUGGUAAAGACUCCACUGUACUUGCACACAUUUUAAAAACCCUUAAUGAGCGACAUGAUUAUGGAUUGAACUUAAUGCUGCUAUCUAUAGAUGAAGGUAUCACUGGAUACCGUGAUGAUAGUCUUGAGACUGUGAAACAGAAUCGUGAUGAUUAUAAAAUGCCUUUAAAAAUAUUAUCAUACAAAGAGUUGUAUGGAUGGACAAUGGACGAAAUUGUAGCACAAAUUGGUAGAAAGAACAACUGUACUUUUUGUGGUGUAUUUAGAAGACAGGCGCUAGACCGGGGAGCGGCGAUGCUGGGUGUCAAGUGUAUAGCCACUGGCCACAAUGCAGAUGAUAUAGCCGAGACAGUUCUGAUGAAUGUACUGAGAGGAGACAUUGCCAGAUUGAAAAGAUGCACAGCCAUAACAACAGGCAGUGAGGGCACUAUACCAAGAGUAAAACCACUCAAGUACACAUAUGAAAAGGAAAUUGUAAUGUAUGCACAUUACAAGAAGCUAGUUUAUUUUUCAACUGAGUGUGUUUUUGCACCAAAUGCCUACAGAGGCCAUGCCAGAGCUCUGCUGAAGGACAUGGAGAAGAUAAGGCCUGCUUGCAUUAUGGACAUUAUAUACUCUGGUGAAACAAUGACAAUAAAAGAAGAAGUCUCACUACCAUCACAGAGGGUGUGUGUUAGGUGUAAUUUUGUCUCAUCUCAGGAGGUCUGUAAGGCUUGUGUUCUUCUAGAAGGUCUCAAUAAAGGAUUACCAAAACUUGGCAUUGGUAAGAGUUCAAAGGCAAAGAAAAUGCUUCAAGAAUAUCAUAUGAAGCAGACAGAGAGUAGCAACUUGAAAGAAGCAAUUUCAGAGUUGGACGAUAGUGGUGGCAAUCGUGUAACAGAAGAUAAAAAUAGUAUAUCAGGAUUGUGUAGUAGAAAAAUUAAUGGUGUUACUAAAAUUGAUAGUUUAAGUAAAAAUGUAAACAAGUGCAAUAGUAAGAAUUGUUGUUCAAGAAAAUAUGAUAAGGAAAAUGAUCAGACACAAGAAUCUCUUAGUAAUGCAAAAGUUAAUUCCUUACUAAAAGAGUAUGGAUUAGCAGAUACAACAACUGACAAAGUGGAAUCGAAUUUAGAAACUAACGAGCUUAAUAUUGAUCCUGGUGAUCCAUUGGAGAAUUCUGAAGAUGAACAGUCCCAUGUAGAUGAAGAUGACACAUGUUCUGCCUCAUGCGGUAGAAUGGGAUCGUUACAAAUUGGAUUCUAACAAUAAAAAUAUAUAUUUCAAC